GGGGGCACCAGUUUGCGAUGUCAAGUCGUCCCCAUGGCAGUGCCGGCUGUCAAGAAGCAAAGGCUGUCCUCCGAGGACGCAUCAGUGAAGCAUCCAGACAUUGACAAGCUCAUCCAGGCCAUGGCAGAGGUGCGAUCCAGGACGGCGGCCUGCCGCCGGCUUGCCGGGAUUGCGGAGAUCGAGAGCCAGCAGAAGUUCAUCCUGGACGCUGGGGCCGUGGCGCGCGGCGCGGCGAUGCUCCGCGGCGCGGCGGGCGCCAAAGGCGCGGCGGUGCAGCUGCUGCAGGCGCUGGGGCCCAUGGCGCGCAAGGAGUGUGUCUCCCAGCCCGGCAUUGCGCAGAUGCUGGCUGAAGUUCUGCGAGACACUCGGGUGGAAGCGGACGCCCGCCUCAGCGCCGGUGCGCUGCUGGCGGCGCUGCUCUUCGCCUUCCCGCGCCUCGCCGCCGCCGAAGGCGCCCCCUUCGCGCACCCCGCCGCGGCGCUGCUGCGGGGAGGCGACGAGCGCGGCGCGGAGGUGGGCGCUAAGGCGCUGGCAGCGCUGGCGGCGGUGCCCGCGCUGCGUUCCCAAAUCGCAGAUCUGGGCGCCGUGCCGGACCUGGCGCGCGCUCUGCUGCUGCCCCAGGCGGCGCGCUGGGCCGCCCUGGCGCUGUGCCACCUGGCGCAAGGGGAUCCGCGACUGGUUGCGCCGGCGGUGGACGCGCUGGUGGCCCUGGUGCGGCGCCAAGCGCUGGCGCUGGGCGGCGAAGAGUCGCAGUGCGCGGCGGCGGCGGCGGCGGUGGAGGCGCUGGGGCACUUGGAGCUGGCGAAGCCGGCGCUGCAGGCCUUGCAGCUGCUGGCGGAGGCGCCAGAGGCGUCUUCCGACGCGGCGGAGUAUUGUCGGGCGGCUGCCGCCAAAGUGCUCCGCAAGCACCGAGAGAAUGAGCCAGAGGCAGCGAGCGCCGCAAACCUCGCAGCAGCUGUGUGCACGCAGGCCUAUACCCAGGUUUGCGUGUUGCUCACUGCGCUGGUGCUGCUGUUCUUCGGAACGGUAGAGUGUGCAGAGUGUGAGUCCCACUGCGACUUCAAGGAUUUCGAUGCCAGCCCCAGGGAAGACGCCGAUCUUAGCUUCGAGGCGACUUCGGGGGCAGAGCUCGAAGUGCAAGACCUUGAAGGAACAGAGGGAGCACCAGAGGGCCUUAGGGAAAACCUCCGCCUAGCGGCCUGGCUGGUAUUGUUGGCGUUUUAG
Molecule: messenger RNA, 1224 nt
Organism: Effrenium voratum
Lineage: Eukaryota; Dinophyceae; Suessiales; Symbiodiniaceae
Source: the annotation of a GenBank genome assembly